This is a messenger RNA of Panicum virgatum (switchgrass), 4085 nucleotides long. RefSeq names its product guanylate-binding protein 4-like. Gene Ontology annotation, molecular function: GTP binding; GTPase activity. The coding region runs from base 1927 to 3747 and encodes 606 amino acids. NCBI's taxonomy places the organism in Eukaryota, Viridiplantae, Streptophyta, Magnoliopsida, Poales, Poaceae. The transcript has 17 exons. The record is from RefSeq and is a predicted model, not a curated record.
CAUGUGUGUUUCUCCCUCAGCAGUCUCUGGGCGGCCGGCCAUGCGCCGCCGCACGCCGCCUCUCGCGGCCCUCUGAUGGCCGGCCGGCCGGCCGGCUAGCUCGCCGGUGCCGCCUGCAUAUAUAGCAUGGCCUCCCGGCGUCGUCCUCGGCAGCCACCGUGUCGGCGUUCUCAUGCCCUCUGGCGCCUCGCCGGUUACAGCACGCCGCCGUGGCGCGCCAUCCCGCGGAGCAGCGCGAGGGCCUCGCCGGCGCUUUAUUUGUUUCUCUAUCGUAAAGCAUUGUCGUUCGUUUCUUGGCUUUAUUUUGUUGCCCUCCUUUUGUCUCGAAAUUUUUCUCUGUUUCCCGGGAUUGAUCUACUCUGAGUGCGAGCUGGGUGGACUCUGAUGAAAAACGCAACCAAAACACACCAUCUUUCGGGGCUGAUUGGCUCGUGCCAUGCUGUCACCUCUGCAAUUCUGAUGUCCCCCUUGAUACGCUCCAGCUCUCUGGUUUAAAGUUUUUACACGGUGCAUCUUUUCAUCAGUGAUGUUCGUUUUAUUAGGUUUUUCGCUGUUAUUUUUUUAUUGAGAUUGAGACUGGGUUGGUUCGGAGAAGUGAGUUUGUUUGAUGGCCGGUGAUGAGAAACUUCGCAUAAAAGAACACCAUCUUUCGGGGCUGAUUGGCUCGUCACGAGCCAUGCUGCCAUUCUGCAAUUCUGAGGCCAAACCGAGCAAACCACUUCCGUUUUGAGGUUGGAGGAAAAGAACCCACUUUGACUGUCUUUCUGGUCGUGUUCAAAAUUUGAAUUCGAAUACCUGAUACGCAGAUCUGCCAAAGAAAGUGUUGCUGAUUUAAGUUGUGAGGCGAUCAUGUUCAAAUCGCAAUGCAUACAAAAGAAAGAAAGAGGCGUAAGCUUUGACAAUAAACUCGUUCCUGAAAUCUGAAGCAGUAUGUCGAGGAGUAAGAACCUGCCUGCUGCUCCUUACAUGACAGCGGUGCUCCCGCAAUCUUUUCACAAAAAAAAAUCUGAAUCUGAAGACAUGGACUCAAUCUGAACUCUGAAGAAUGACUCUGAAUUCUUCUUUCUAGAAAAAUCAUGACACUGAAUCUGAAGACGCAAAGUUACUGUCAAACGUGCAGCAGCAGAGCAUCUACGACUACCAUCUGGUUGAAUUGAACCAGUCACGAAAUGUCCAAAACCUAUGCCUCUGCUGAUGAUGCUUGGCAGCGGGAAACUUGAAAGUUCAAUGCAUUUCUUUCAAAACUUGAAAGUAAAAUGCAUGAUUCGUGAUCAACUGAACUACUUGGGAGGAUCCGGACUUUGCUGCUGUUUCGUUUGGGCUGGGCCUCUCUCCGCCUUGGGCUCGUAAACUUGGCCCAAAUGAUAAUCUGAGGACCCAAAUCGCAGCCCAGCCCACGCCUUCCAGCUCUCCCUUCAUCCCGCUGACACGCUGGGCCCGGGCCCGCUCUUCCGGCGUCCGAGCUGGCUGGGAGGGUGGCCCGCCGUGCUGACACGUGGGCAUUAACGCUUCCUCGAUUAAGAUUCUAAACCGAAGCAAGUGUAUGAACUAAUCCCCAUUUGAUGAACGAUUAAUUUACGAACGAAUCGAAACUUCCCCUCCGAUCGCCUCUUCCUCUCCCGCUUCCGCUUCCGCUUCCGCCCGCCGACGCCGCAGCCACCUCGCCUCGCCGCGACGUCUUCUUCCUCCCGCUCGCCAAGCAAAAGCCACCGCCCCUGCGGGGGGCGAGGUCACGGAGCCCAACCCGAGCCCCUCCCUUUAUCAGCCUGUACCCGGUGCUGGCGCGGGGCCUCUCCCUUUCCCUCCUCCGCGUCCAAGUCUGCUCCCAGGUCCAGAGGAGAGAAACCGCUAGCCGUUUGAGGGUGAUCGCGCUUGGGUUUCGAGGUCUGGUCGCGCCUCCUGCGGGCGGAAGGUGGCUUGGCGGCGAUGCGGCGGCGGGCGCGUGCCCCGGCGGUGUUGGCGGCGGUGCUGUGGUUUCUUGCGGCCGCCGCGGCAGGGGAUGCCGAUGCCGGCGGCCUCGAGCGCGCCUUUCCAAUAGUCGAACCAGAUUACGGACACACGAAACUCCGUCUUGCAAAAGAAGGUUUGGAGGCCAUUCAGAGGAUCAAAACUCCAAUAGCUGCUGUCUCUGUCAUUGGUCCAUAUCGAUCUGGCAAAUCUUUUCUUCUCAACCAGCUUCUCUCCCUAUCAUGUGACAAAGGUUUUGGAGUUGGACAUAUGCGGGAUACCAAAACAAAAGGUAUAUGGGUUUGGGGUACCCCCGUUGAGGUGGAUAUUGAUGGCUCCAUAGUUUCUGUCCUAUACCUGGACACUGAAGGAUUUGAGAGUGUUGGAAAAUCAAAUGUAUAUGAUGAUAGGAUAUUUGCUCUGGCAACUGUUUUAAGUUCUGUUCUGAUCUACAAUCUUCCUGAGACAAUUCGUGAAGCUGAUAUAUCUAGGCUUUCAUUUGCUGUUGAAAUUGCUGAAGAAUUCUAUGGAAGAGUCAAGGGGCAAGAUGUCGCUUUUGAGCCAGCAAAACUUCUGUGGCUAAUCCAGAGGGAUUUCCUCCAAGGAAAAUCUGUUCAGCAGAUGGUUGAUGAAGCACUGCAACGGGUGCCUAACAACAAUGGAGACAAAUCUAUUGAUGAGAUCAACCAAAUCAGAGACUCUUUGGCGGUUAUGGGAGAUAACAGUACAGCUUUUAGCUUGCCACAGCCUCAUCUGCAAAGGACACAGUUAUGUGAUCUUGACGACAAAGAACUUGAUCCGUUGUACUUAAAAAGGAGAGAUCAACUGAAACAAAUUGUUUCAUCCAUGAUAAAACCAAAAGUUGUGCAAGGUAGAACUCUAAAUGGGAAGGAGUUUGUAUCCUUCCUAGGGCAGAUAGUUGAGGCUUUGAAUAAAGGUGAAAUUCCAUCAACUGGAUCACUUGUUGAAGUUUUCAAUAAGGCCAUUGUUGAACGUUGCUUGAAGUUGUAUAAUGAAAGAAUGGGCAGAGCAGGUCUGCCAGUAUCAGUAGAUAAACUUCAGCAGUUUCAUGACCUGGCAAAAGAUGAAGCUAGAAGCCUCUUCGACAAGCAGCAUUUCGGUAAACAUCAUGCUGCUCAAUCCACCUCCAAGCUUGAUGAAGAGAUUAAAAAGGUCUUCAGAAACUUUGGUCAAGCCAACGAAUAUCAGUCGUCAAAGCUGUGCGAAGCACGAUUCUCAGAGUGCGAAGAUAAAAUGGAACACCUUCAAGUCUUAAAGCUUCCGUCCAUGGCAAAAUUUGAUGCAGGAUUUCUUCUCUGCAAUCAAAGUUUUGAAAUGGAUUGCAUAGGACCAGCCAAGGAAAGUUAUCAACGCCGGAUGUCAAAGAUGCUGGCAAGAUCACGUGCUCUUUUCAUCAAGGAGUACAACAACAAGCUCUUCAACUGGCUGGUGAUAUUCUCCCUGGUCAUGGUUGUCGUCGGGCGCUUUGUGAUCAAGUUCUUCCUGCUUGAGAUUGCUGCCUGGGUGAUGUUUGCCUUCCUGGAGACGUACACGAGGCUGUUCUGGUCCUCGGAGUCCCUGUACUACAACCCUGUCUGGCACGUUGUCGUCUCUACCUGGGAAACCAUUGUCUACAGCCCUAUUCUUGAUCUUGACAGAUGGGCAAUCCCAAUCCUUGUCGUGCUGUCGUUUUUGGCAAUUUAUUGGCGUUGUCUGGGUGGAAGGAAAGGGAUCGCACGGUCGUUGCUGCCUCUGUACAAUGGGUCUUACAGAAGCUCCAAUCGUCAAAGAACAGACUAAUCCAUCAACUACACACAAACAACAAGAGCAUGUACAUACUCCACCUGUUGUCUGGGCGUGAUUUCAUUGAAGUCCACAUGGAUAUGAAUAGGACAGCAAAAAUGAGCAUCCUGGAGGCUACCUGCAAGCUUCGGUUGUAAAUAUGCUCAGAGGUGUCUUGUGCUCAUCCAGCUGAAUUGCAUUCUUUAUAGUAACAUUAAACUCAGAGUAAAGAGAUGCUGGUGCACGAAAUAUGGCUUUCUUUUAUUCUGCACCAUUUAAAGGAGAGCCUAGAACUCAAAUGUGCCAUACUGCCAUUUGAACUGGCUCCCAACAAGAAAUACAGUGAAUUACAUUUA